AUGUCUGCCUCCACCCUCUCCCGGCGAGGCAAUCUGGCCCUCAUCCACACGCUUCUCAUAUCCCUCGCCUUUUUGGCCAUCUCCGCCGUCUCGACAUCCAGCACCUACCUGCCCACCCGACGAGACGCCUUCACUGACGUCCGCGGCACAGCAGGCGACAAGUCGCUUGCCAGCGUCGGAGCACGACCGGCAGGAGCCUAUGCACGCCCCAUCCCCAUCACACUGACCAGCCAGAUCUUCACCUGGUACAGCAAAACUCCGAACAACGAAGCAGACGCCGAAUCGGCCUUCAUCAUCAUCCACGGCGUCGCGCGCAAUGCAGGCACCUACUGGACCAUUCUCAACAACGCCUGGGCCAAAGCGCGCGAUGCCUCGGUCGGUUCGGCCAGGCCCAACUCGAUCCGUGUCGCCCCUCUGUUCUUCAGCACGCUCGAGGACGAGGGGGCCUACAAUGCGACGCAGCUGGGAUGGGGUGAUUCGAAUGCGUGGACCGCGGGCGAGGCGAGCACCUAUCCGCCAGGAAGCGGCGUCUCGUCGUUUACCGUACUCGAUACACUGCUGCGUAGGUUCAGCGACAAGAGCGCCUAUCCAAAGAUGAAGUACAUCACUUUCGUUGCACACGGAGGCGGUGCGCAGAUGCUGCAGAGGUAUGCUGUGCUGGGUGCACCCAAUCCGGCCCCUUCGCGUCUGAGUGUGCGUUACGUAGUGGGUGAUCCCUCUUCUGAACUGUACUUUACCAAAGACCGACCCGUCGGCGUUGACCGAAAAUCGUGCCCCGCCUGGAACGACUACCGCUACGGCCUACAAAAGGCAACGACCAACUACGCUAGCCUGAGCCCCAAACGAGCACCGGGCCUCUUCAAGUCGUACGCAGCCAAGGAGGUGCGCUACGUCGUAGGUCUCGCCGACGAAUCCACCACCAACGGUGACCAGACCUGCAUGGCUCACGCCGUAGGCGGCAACCACCGCCGAAAUCGCAGCCUCGCGUACUGGAAGUACAUCCAUCUGCUCUCGGGCACCACCUCACCCGACCAUCUCAAGAACUUUCCCGGCAUCUUCCCCGCCCUCGACCCCAAGUACGGUGCUACGACGCAAACCAACAUCCCAACAUCGAGCAGAGCUGUAUCGUCCCGAUUCAAAGGUGUGCAGGUGAAGCACAGUCUGACCGUGGUUCAGGGGGCGGGACAUAGCGCGAGCAAGGUGUACGGCUCCCCCGAGGGUCGCAAUGCUCUGUUCGCCGAUCAGGCGAGUUCGGGGAGCGGCACUGUGCCAGACUACUCGAAGGAGCUGGAUGGUUACACUGCCGAUGCGGCUGGUGCCAAGAACUACAGCGACGACGACGACGACGACGACUCGUAA
Molecule: messenger RNA, 1359 nt
Organism: Sporisorium graminicola
Lineage: Eukaryota; Fungi; Basidiomycota; Ustilaginomycetes; Ustilaginales; Ustilaginaceae
Exons: 1
Coding region: 1-1359 (452 amino acids)
Source: RefSeq, a predicted model, not a curated record